AUGCUUCGGAAGAUGACGGCGGACGUUGUGGUCGUCGGAGCCGGCGUGGCCGGGUGCUCUGCGUACUAUGGAUUAGCGAAGAGGAAUGGCUCCCCCGGCGACGGCACAGCAUCAUCAUUCAAGCCACUCCUCGUGGACGCGACCGGCCCCAUGUCGCUCACAAGUGCCCGGGGGACGUACCAGUACCGAAACUGGUGGCCGGACGAAGGCGACGAAGCCAUGAUGCGGCUGGUGUCGCGGUCCAUUGACAUCAUGGACGACGUCGCGUCCGACAUCGACCUAAACCGCAACGGGUACCUGUUUGUGACGAGGGACCUAGCUUGCGUGAACGCGCUCAAGGCCCAAGGCCAGCGCAACGCACAGCUUGGCGGUGGAGCGUUUCGCGAACACCACGAAUUGAGUGGCUACAAUCCGUCGACUAGUGUUGCGGAUCGAUUGGACGGCAGCGAUUUGAUCUGGGGCCAAGAUAACAUUGCCUCACUCUUUCCAUCGCUCAAGCAUUCGAACGCGUUGGCCGCGCUUCACGUGCGCCGCGCGGGGUCGCUAAACCCCCACAAGUUGGCUCAACACCUGUUGUCGCAAGCCAACGCAUUCUGUCCACAGGCUCAAACGCUACGAGGGAAGAUGAUCGACAUCCAUGCAUGCGGCGGUCGCAUCUCGGGCAUCACGGUGGGCCUGCCCAAUGGCGACAAGGAGAUCGUGGACACUGCGGCGCUUGUGCUGGCUCCAGGCCCAAUGCUACAACAGACCCUUCACUUGCUCCGGGCAAAGGACUUGGUCGACACCCCCGCGCUGACAGUGCACCACGAGCUGCAUGCGCGAGUAAUCUUCGAUGACCCCAAGCAGAUUGCCACGGCCACGUCGCCCUUAACGUUCCACGCCGACCCCGUCGGGAGAUUGCAGUUUUCCGAGGCGGAAGUUCACGCCAACGACCCACUUUGUACUAGAUCAUUCCCAGGAGGCAUACAUGUGCGGCCAUUCACUGAUGGAAAGGCGAUGGCUGUGUGGACAUACGACGUCAACCUUGUCGAGCCCGUGUUCCCUCUGACCAGAGUAUUGGACCCCAGGUAUGGGGAGAUUUGUCUGCGGGGGUUGUCGCGGUUGUUUCCUCAGAUGGCGUCGUACGCCGCGGACCCGCACAUUAUGGCCACCCUCAACGUGGAUGGAGGGUACUACUGCAAAACGCCAGACAACAUCCCGUUGAUUGGCAGGACGAAAGACGGGGUCGAUGGGCUUUUCUUUCAAGCUGCGAUGACUGGCGUCGGCCUCAUGUCUAGCGCCGCGGCAGGCGAAGUGCUGGCCGCGACUGUCAUGGGCGACAUAGCUCCAGGGAAGGGGGUGGACGACUCGACCCUUCCGUAUGCGUCGUAUGCUGCCGCAUUAUCACCCAGCCGGUUUGACGAUGUCACAUAUGUUUCGUCCUUGUCGAGUGGCCGGCAAACCAGCGGCCAAAUGUAA
This is a messenger RNA of Aphanomyces astaci, 1458 nucleotides long. RefSeq lists its product as hypothetical. Lineage: Eukaryota; Oomycota; Saprolegniomycetes; Saprolegniales; Verrucalvaceae. The record is from RefSeq and is a predicted model, not a curated record. Gene Ontology annotation, molecular function: oxidoreductase activity. Bases 1 to 1458 code for a protein of 485 amino acids. Gene Ontology annotation, cellular component: cytoplasm. The transcript has 7 exons.